AUGUUUGAGGGUGCGGUGGCGGGCAUUCUGAACCGCCUCCUCGGGAAGUACGUUCAAGAUUUGGACACAGAGAACCUCAAUGUGGGCAUAAUCUCUGGUAAAGUCAGCCUCUCGGAUCUCAAACUUAAGCCAGAGGCGCUGUAUGAAUUAGACUUGCCUAUCGAUGUGAAAAUUGGCACGAUCGGUAGUAUCAACUUGCAAAUACCAUGGGCAGGAUUGUAUACCCAACCCGUUGUUGUCCAAAUUGAAGACGUAUUAAUCCUAGUUGGACCAGCAAUCUCCAACAGCUACUUCGACCCAGAAAGGGAGAAGAGACUGACUAGAGCGGCCAAGAGGAAGAUACUGCAGGAUCUUGAAGCUGAAAGCGAGAUUCUGAAAGGGCCGCAGAACUUCUUCGAGCAUUUAUUUACGGCCAUUGUGAAUAAUCUACAGAUUUACGUGAGGAAUGUACAUGUGAGAUAUGAAGAUUCUAUCAGUUCGAAAGACGGGCCGCUGGCCUGUGGUCUUUGUCUUCAGAGUCUUUCCAUUGAGACGACUAAUAGUAAAUGGAAGCCAACAGUGACGCCAGCGAACGCGACUACAGUCUACCAAAUGAUGAAGAUUGAGUCAUUAUCAUUGUACUGGAACCCUACUGCAACGGCGCUGGAUGAUAACGAGACAGCUCAUAUCACGCCGAUGCAGUAUUACAAUUGGAAGCAUUAUAUGCUUACAGGCCUGAAUAAGUUCUCGAUGCAUCAUGAAGACUUUGAGUUCUUACUAAGGCCCGUGACGUGCAAGGUGAAGGUUUUGAUAAAUAGGUCCGGAGAAGCUCGAGUCCCAAGGUUACUCUUAGACGCAGUGCUACAAGACAGCGCCCUGCAGCUGUCGCGAAGACAGUACUUGUCUAUUGACAAUCUUUUGUCCUCGUUUGCCAGGAUUAAACUUAAUAGAAAACACCGCCAUCUCCACCCGGGCGUACCCUUAACAAAAGACAUUAAGAAAUGGUGGCGUUACGCAUACAAUGUGGUGGUCGAACAACGGGUCCGACCUUACACGUGGGCAGCGAUAAAGAAGCACCGAGAGAACUACAACGAAUACAAACAAACAUACAAGAGCACGCUGAGGAGUCCAAAUGAUACAGAGCUGAAGUUAGACUUGCAGAAGUGCGAAGAUAGCCUGCCGAUUAUUUCAGUGGUCAUUGCGAGGGAACAAGCGAAGUUCGAAUUGCUAUCUCAAGAACCAGAUCGUAUAGAAGUAGUGGAAACUGAAAUCGAUUGGUGGCUGCCUGGUUCCGAAGAGGAAAGUGAUUCAGAAGAAAAUAAACGGGUAGAGUUUUGCGUCAAGUCAGAAAGAAGCAAAUCAUUAUGGAGUCACUUGUCUAGUCCUGAAAAGAAACGAGUGUGUGAGCUCAUUGGAUAUGUAGAAGGCGAACAGAAACCGGACAAAUCUAAACAAUAUAUUGAGCAUAAACUAAAUUUGACAUUAGCGAAUUGCUCUCUGACACUGAUGAAUAGAAGCAAGGAAGUGCUAGUUGUAACAUUGACGCAGUUUCUGGCGUCGUUGGAGACACGACCAUCCGCUAAAGCGUUUAAGUUGUCAGCUCGUGCAGAAAGUGCAGUGAUAGAAGGAGCUACAGCAGACGGCGAUUUGGUGCCGCUGCUGAAUAUCGAGAUAGGCGCCCCAAUUGCUAGCAACCUGCUGGCUCUCGACCUCGAACGUAACCCGAGCACCAGUGCUGCAGACUACGGGCUCUCCUUCACCCUGGAGCCAUUGGAAGUGCUGUACAUCGAGCACACCUUCACGGAACUGAUAAACUUCUUCCAAACCCACUCGAUGACGUCAGAAGAGUUGGCGGAGGAAGUGGCGGGUGCUGCGAAGCAGGCUGCUGGCGUCAGCAAAUCAGUGCUAGCGUACGCAGUCAGCCGACGCAAGCUGUUCCAGAUCAAUGUGGACAUCAAAGGACCCUGCAUCGUUAUACCUGAACAUGGAUGUGUCCACAAGUCCGGUCGGAUGAUGGUAUUGGACAUCAGCCGCAUCAUCAUAAAGUCUGACCUGCAGCCGCCCAACUUGGCUCUUGAGGAUGCCACGUGCAUGGAACUGGAGGAGCGUCUCUACGAUCGACUUCAUGCUGAAUGUUCCUGUCAGCUCUUGUUUUGCGAGUGGAAUGAACCUUGGCGUGAGAUGCGGAAACACUCAGAUUCGGAAUUGCAUCUCAUACCCAAGAUACGAGCACUUCUGGUCUUCUCCAACAGCAUCAAAAAGGAAUACAAACUACUACCCAGGUACAAACUCAAUCUAUCCCUGUCGAGCUUCAAGUUGAACCUUUCUGACCGCAUCAUUGGUCUGAUGAUGGACUUCGUCGACAAUCUCCCGGUACCGGUGCCGAAUACAGUGCCGGUAUCGUUCCUGGACUCGGGAGAUCACGAGGAGGACGACCCUGAGCUCGCGGAGACGAUGCAGCAGGAUCUGGUGACGGGAGAUCCGGGAUAUAAUGAGUUAAUACGAUUGCGACAAAAAAUUGUCGCUACUUGUCUGAGUAGGAACAAAGCCGAAACCCAAGAUGAAACCUCUCGUGCGCCUCUAGGCAGCCUCGCAGCCGAACCAGCUUUCUCCUCCACGGAGCACACUGACGAGGAGUUGGAACUCUACGCCCGUUCUGUGGACUUGCCUGGCUUUGAUGAUAAUGUGUCGCCUAAUAACACCAUAGGGGUUCUGCUUCGGUUCGUUAUAGGUGAGAUAGUCAUAAACCUGUCCCGUUCUACUGACCAAACGGAGAAGCCGUACAUCAUGUUAAGCAUCACGAAGGUCUGCCUGGACGUGGCACUCAUGGAAUACGGUCCAGCCGUCCAGCUGUCCAUUGGACAGGCGCUUCUAACUGACAAGCAGCACCACAGCAGCACCGGACAGUACCUCGAACUCCUCACCAGCUCUGGUGAACUCUUCAAUUUGCUGUACCGAAAGGUGCGUGCGGAUUGUCCGGAGUUCCGCUCACAUUUCCACAGCGUGGAACAGUCGCUGGUGGCUGAUGCUGGCCAGCUGGCGCUGCUGCUGCACGCCGAUGCCCUUCGCACCCUCAUGAAGUACACCCAGUAUAUUUGUGACAAGAUUCAAACCCGACACGCAUUAAACUUGAAGAAGAUAGUUGUGCCGAAGACCAAGUCGUUAUGGGAGUACCUCAUGAAACCAGAGGAAGAUCCGCCCGUGCCCUCAGGAGCAACUAAGUUCAGCUAUUCCGUCAGGGUCACCUCUGUAUCUAUGAGGCUGUGUCAUCUGGACUGCUCGCUGGUGGAGAUCCGGCUGGCGGGCCUCGAGAGCGACUGCGUGUUCCGGGCCAACGACCGCAUGAUCUUUAAGCUGUACCUCAGCUCGUUGCAUCUCGAUGAUUUAUCUGAAGCAACUCUAUACCCUAAGCUGGUAUGGCCUGAUGAAGAUAAGGUACUGGAAGUGAAGUACGUGCGCGCAGCGCCGCGGUACUACGGGACUGCGCCCCAGUUGAAGGCUCAUGGGGAACUACGUGUGUACCUCGGCCGAUUACACGUGGUGUUGUUCUACUCGGUUCUACAUCAUCUGCAGCAAUUCGUGGAGCCACUGAUGCCGAGCAGCGCAGCCACAGCAGUAGGGGCUGCGGAGCGCGCGGCUGAACAACGAGCGAUGGAGCUACGUCGCGCUACCACACGUCUCAGUCUUGCCAUUCAGAUCCAUGCACCAAUAUUGCUAUUACCCCAAAAGCCUUCGUCGCCCAACCUCCUGGUGAUCAAUAUGGGAGACCUUCUAAUAGAGAACUUCUUCAAGCAAGCAAACGCGAGUCAAGAGGCGACAAGUCCGAUGCAGAAUCCAAUCAUAGACAAUAUACUGAUGAAACUGGUAAACAUCACGUUGUCCAGAGCUGUGAUGACACUGGCCGGAACAUUGGAAAUGCAAGAACCGAUCCUAGAACCAGUAUCGGUUCGAUGUGAUAUUCAGCGUGCCCUGCGCCGGGAGACGGCACUAGAAGCAGAUGUGGUGAUGGACACGGUCCUCGUGAACCUGGGACAGAAGGACCUCGCCACCAUCCUUGCAGUCUGGGCUGAUAACCUCAGCAACGAACCCUGUAUUGGAAAUAUAAUACCAAGUUCACCAGUUGAGGCACCGGCCACAGACGCGUCAGUUAAAAAACUACAAGCAUUUUUCGCCCAAGGAGAACCUAUUAGGAAGGAAGCUGUAUUAAGGUUUACCUUAGACGGGGUCGAGUUAAAACUGUUCUCGGAUAUGGACGAGGUCCUCAGCUCACCGGUUCGUGAUUUGAACCACGGCCUGGCCAAGUUGACAGCUGGCGAAGCGACCUUACAACUCGACUGGUAUUCAGACGGCAGUGCUGAAUUGCGGUCCAGUUUGCAGAGUUUGCUGGUUGAGGAUAUAAGGCCAGACACUUCUAUUGCUAUUAAACGUGUGGUGCAGUGCAGUGGAGGCGCGACGCGCGCAGCGGGCGGGUGGCGCGUGCGGCGGCCGGCGCUGCUGGAACUCAGCGCGCGGCGCGCUGGACACAGCGCGGCCAUGCUGGACGUGCGCGUGGACCGCGUGCGCUGCAACCUCGCGCUGCCCUUCCUGCUGCAGCUGGCGCGUACCGCGCUCGACGCCGUGCCAGGUGAGAAGACGAUGGAUGGUGGUGUGGUGAACCAUGGGUACGUGGGUGAGCUGGGAGCUCCGCGCGCCAACAACAACCGUGCAGCCAGCUCUAGCGACUCCACCAGCGGAUACUACUCUGCCACAACAUCAUUAUCAGAAGAAGCUCCUGGUCUUUCAAUCUCAAUCCAAUUCCGACAGCCAGAAGUAAUGUUCUUCACUGACCUCGGUAAAUCUGAUGGCCACGCCCUUCUCUUGCGGACAGAACUUUUGAUCGACUACUCCAGUCAUUCUAACAGCGAGAAUCUAGUGGUAUCUCUAGCUGGUCUCCAAAUAAUGUCCAAGCUGCAGUCCAAAUUGAAGAAUCUCCCCCCGCAACUGGUGCUGAAGCCAUGUGACGUAGAGUUCUCCAAGAGUUUCAAGAAUGUGGAGGAAGGUGUCAAAGUAAAGUUAUCGGUAUCAGAAAUCGAAGUUCAUAUAGCAGCUACGACUGUCCAUACUAUUAUGGAUAUAAUGGAAGAGGUGACAUCAGAAUUAACAGUUCCUGACGAGAAGGAUUACUUCAACUUUGCAACAUAUAACCCCAAACCAGAGAAACCGGACGAUGAUCUGUGGUCUCCCAAGAAAGUGACUCCUUACGUUCUACUUACCCACGAUGAUACUUAUACACCACCAAAGUACCCCAUAAUCAAGCCGACAGAGAGCUUUCUCAUGUCUGUUCCCAAUGUUAGAGUUAUAUUUGAAAUUGAACAUAACGUAAGGGUUCCAGUAUUGAUGAUGAAGAUGUCAGGUGAACUGUCGCUCCAAGAGUGGUCCCGGCAGCUGCAAGGCACAGCUUGGCUGCGGCUCCACGCGAGCUGCUAUAACGAGCGAGUGGACGCCUGGGAGCCGGUCAUAGAACCGGUAGUCUGUGAUGAGAACAUCUACAGACCCUGGGAGAUUACCGCAACCCUAUUUCAGGCCAAAGCAUAUCCCAUGUCAUCACGUCUCGACACCGUCCAACCAGAAACUGAGAGCGAUCACUCUCCCGAUGGGUCGAAAAGGUCUAGAAAAAGGAGUGAAUUUGAAUCAGAGACAUCCGCUGACGAGUGCGACACCGACAACGAAAUGACGUUUAUCAGGAAUCCGAACAAAGAUAACAAACACUACAACGUUGAUCUCAGCGCUGGGAGCAUGUCGUUCUUAGGUGCUUUAGAUAUAGACGAGUCAGACUCUGAAAAUGAGAACGGGCUGAUGGACAAAUUGGCUACUGCAAUUGGACAUCUGUUUACUGAUGAUUCGAGUGCAGAUGAGAUGAGUAAUGAUGAAGAUUCAUCAGCGCCUGAACAGAGUGAGCCUGAGGUUGCGACUGACCAAGAAGAUGAUGACAAUAUCGAGACCUAUGUAGAUGGGCACAAGGGGAAGAAAGAGGUUGAACAUAAAACUGUCACACUGCAGGAGCCGGUCCGUGAAGAUAGCGUGGACUCGGGCCUGGAGGCGGAAAGUUUCGCAGAGCGCAUGUGCACGUACGUGAUGGUGGAGGCCCGGCACGCCCUCAAUGUGACGGUGACUCCGGCGGGCGCGCGCUCGCUGCUGGCGCUGGCCACCGCCUGCAGCGACCGCACCGCUGCUGUCACCGCCAUCGUCACCGCAGACUCGGGACUCGUGCUCGUCAAUGAUAUCGGACCUGGAUCGACGGUUCAUCUGAAGACUCGUGCCGAAACAGAUCUAGCAGGCAACGAUCGUGUGCUCGCUAUAGCAGACUACGAUGUGGACACAAGCAGACCUAGUACACCGGGUUGCGAUACCUCAUCGGCUGAUAUUCUGGAUGAGGCGCCAGUGAAAAUUGAAACGUCCGACGUAAGCGAUGACUGGGAGUGCAGCUUCGAAGGCGGGUUUCCAGCGGGCGCCAUGUCUCCAAUACCACCACCCGAGUACUCCCCCGAGGCACCGCCGCCCCCUAAAGAUCUCCGUACCAAGGUCACAGAUCUUACUCUCAGCAUACGGCUCCAUGAUCUCGAUCAUCUAACUAUAUUGUGUCCACAACGCAACGUCUCCAAGUUACACGUGUUGCACCCGAGCAAGAAUUCUACCCGCUACUACAUUGUAGUGGAGAGAACUUCCAAAUACAACAACAAGAAGAUUGUUGUCCGCUCCCCGUUACAGCUGCGUAAUGAGACCUCGUACGCGUUGGAGUUGUUCUACAAGAAGACGGAUUUGCAAGCGGUCGGUGCUGACCUGAUAGGAGCGGCUAUAAAUCCAUUCGACGACAAGAUGCGGCUGGCGGUGGUGGCACCGCAAGAUACUUAUAACAUCCCGCUCUACAUUGCCUACCAUUGCAAACUGUUCUUGCUGCCUUCCAACUUCGAGAGUUACCAGACAGCCACACAGGGUAUCUGGUGGAUGGAGUUGGCAAAUGAUAUAGGCACGGCGCGUGACGUGGUCUGCCCAGCCAAAGACGACGGCGAUGAUAGAAUAUUUUCUAUGAGGAUAUUGACUGUUGAAGGUUGUCAAUCGCACAAAGUGGCCAGGACCAUACCAAACUACUUAAUCCGCGUUGUACCGCCCCUUGCGAUAUACAACCGGCUACCGCACGCGCUGCAGUUUAGCACUGCGGGAGCUGCGGGGAGUGACGUCACGGGGAGCGCGGGGGGAUGGCGCGCGCGGGUGGAAGCAGGCGAACGCGCGCACACGCACGCGCUCGAUCUCACGCGGACGCAUCGUAUUACUCUUGAAAUGCAAUACAUGGGGCUACCGUGGACUGGCAGUUUCACGUUGUCGCCAGAUUUGACUGAGAAGAACAUAAGUAUGGGCAGCGAGUAUGAGGCAGAGGGGAAGAAUGGUAAACAGGUGCUGGUGUGUGUGCGCGUGGAACGCAACGAGUGCUGGCAACUGUAUGUGCAUGCGCAGCACUGGAUCAUCAACAAGACUGGCCUGCCAUUGCAGCUGAAGUGCCAGCAUGCAGAGACGUGGCACGCCGUGGCGGAGGAGCCGCUGCUGCUGGGCGCGGCGCGGCGCGUGCGGCUGCGUGCGCACCAGUCGGCGUGGUCGCGUGCCGCGCCGCUCGCCGCCGCCGCGCCCGGCCUCAUCGUCUGCGCGCACACAGAGCGCCGCACGCUCUACCGCCUGCUGCUACAUGUGACGCUAUCAGAGCUAUGUCCACAAUUGACAAAGAUCGUGACACUGCUACCGUACUUCAUUGUUUAUAACGACACGAAACGGCACCUACGGUUCAUGGAGGAGAACGAGGCGGCAGACCUCUGGUUCGACCUAGCACCCCAACAGUGCACCCCAUUCUGGCCCCAAACCGAUUCUAUGUCGAUGCAUUGCAAGUAUAGAGAUUCGACAGUGGUAUCACAACAUUUCCCGAUUACAAAGAAUCACUACACAGUGUUGAGAAUGGAUAAAGGGACAGCCAUCUGCGUGGAUGUGACUGGAGGGACAGACCGUCCAUUUACUAUUACAUUCAAGCCGUACGCCAUCGGAGACGCACCAGUGCGUAUUGACAACUUGUGUGAUGAUCUGUUCCUGAAGCUGCACCAGGAGGAGUCAGGCCAAGUGGCAUUACUGAGCCCAUACCAGUCUAUGCUAUAUACUUGGGACGAUCCAGCCAAAGAGAGAAAACUGAUUUGGAACAUUUAUAACAAUAAAGCAAAGGGAUUCGUUGCAGAUUUCAACCAGGAUGGUUUCGGAGAAGAAAAGGUUAGCUUUCACUCAGUGAAACAUUCGACUCUCGUAGCGACUAACAGUGUAACAUCAAAACUAUCGUCAACACUUAAACGCCUGACUCCCAAGUCACCUGAACCUUGUACCUCUAGCAGCGAUGACUCGGAUAGCUCAGACAUGCCAGAAUCUCACUCAAAGACUAAAAAAAUGAGAAAGGACAAAGUGAUAGUGUACUGGAUCUCUUAUAUGGAGGGAUAUCAAAGAGUAUUCGCAUUGGCUCAAGAUGAAAGGAUAGCUUCUCAGUACAGAAUGAGAAUAAGUGCAGAAAGGAGUAAUUAUGAGGUCUACAUGUCUUUAUCUGGCGUCAGUUUGUCUGUUUGUGUUCAAUCAAACAACGCCGUUAAAGAAUUAGCAUUCAUGAGUAUAACAGAUUCAUUACCAAGAUGGGAAGUGCAUGUGAGCUGCAAGUGGAAGCAGCUGUCACCAGACCUGACAGCGUGGAUAGAAGAUAAGUACCAGACGGAACAAAAGAAAUGCCAGUUAAAAGAAUAUAUACAUAUAGAUUUGGAGAAAAUGCAAAUGACGAAACCGUUCUUCUCAGAAUUACGACGGACGUACAAUCCAGGCAUAUGGUUACAAUUCCGCAAGUCUGAUACCUACACGUACUGUUAUUUAAAAGUACAGAGGCUGCAGAUAGACAACCAACUGAACGAAGCUGUAUUUCCCAGUGUACUAUACCCUGCACCGUUACCUGCGGAAUUAAGGUCCAAUAGAGAUUUCAAACCCUGUAUAGAGCUAGUUGCUCUGAAACAGCACAGGCCAUCUCUUAACCAAGACAUAUAUAAGUAUUUAAAAGUUCUCAUUCAAGAUUAUUGUAUAAAUUUGGACAGAGGUUUUGUAAACCAUAUUUUUGAUAUAUUAAACCAUUGGAAGAUUGAAGAAAAACCUGCAGUUAAACUCCGCGCUGACCUCGCGUUAGUUCAUUUACCUUUACCGAUUAUAGCUAUGAGGAGUCAGACAAAUGUGCAAAGAAAUAUAAUAUUUGAGUAUGUUCACUUGUCUCCGAUAAAGUUGGUGCUGAGCUUGUCGUCCAGAGGCUACCUGGCUGAGAACGCUAAUAGUCCAAGUGGAACUCGCUUUGGCAACAAGAAAGAAAAUCGGCCUAAGUUAUUCAAUAGCGAUCUUCUUGAGUACCUGUUCAACUCCUGGGGAUCUUCACUGUGUGAUAUGAAAGAUGUUGAAAUGAAGAUGAGUUUCUUGGAAGUCCGUAACGCUCCAAUAACGAUGUCUGCGCUACUGGAUAGCGCCUCCCGCCACUAUUGGACACAGCUGGUGCAACAGUUCUAUGUACUGGUGCUGGGUCUCAAUAUCCUCGGGAACCCGUACAGCCAUCUGGGAGACUUCGCCAAAGCAUUGAAGAAUUAUUACGAGCCCUGUUUCGGUACUAUAAUGGGUCGCCGAGUGCUGGAUGUUGCAAGCAAAUUGGCGUACAGCGCUGCAGCGCUUCUCGGACAACGAGCCAGCUCUGACACUGCAAGCGCGGUGUUCGACGACGUACCACGGGCUAAGAUCAGACGGCGUCCAGGUGAAGAUGAAUCAAUAAAGAAUGAUCUGCCUGGGCCAGUAGUGGUGGGCGACCACGAAAACCCUACGAGUGUAGCGCUUGCACUUACCGGUCUCAUAGCGCGUCCUAGCUUCGAAGACGACUGCAUUAUUGUGCGCAAUCUAUGUCGAGACGCGGCUCGCUCGUCGCUCUCCCGUCAGCUCGGGCUGCGCAACGCUGAAAGCACACUAAAAGCAUGCUUGGAGCGUAGCGGAGGAAGGCUGGUGGCACGGGCCCGCCUGCCCAGACAUUGUCUGCCUGCAGAUGGCGUGCGGCCGUACUCUGUGCACGCGGCGCUGGGGGCAGCGCUGCUAGGAUUGCUGGCCCGCGGACACUACGCCGAUACUGACGCUUAUGUUGCGCACGCGCAUCUAGCGCCACACUCACACUACACGCUAUUAGUUUCCACGCAACACGUGUUUAUGGUGAGAGCUGGUAGUAACGGCUCGUGGCACAUCGAGUGGGUGGUGAAACUGGACGAUCUGAUCGGCGUGCCGGCCAUACGGGAAGAUAAACUCAUUCUGAAUAUUAAACAGGAUGAAAUGGUGAGCUACUUCUCAACAGACGAGAAGAUAAUAGAAGUUCCCGAUCCUGAGGUGCUGAGUUGGCUGCAGGCAAAGAUAGAGUGUGCGCUCAUACUAGCAUUGGAAGACAAACGUUGCUCGGAAUAAAUAUAGAGACUAACAAUGGCCUACGAUAACCCUCAUGGAGUUAGCUAUAUGUUUAAUGGAUAUAAUUGUAGAUGAUAAAUUGUUUAUCAUACCACCUGAUGGUAAGUGGAAAUCGUUGCUUACGAAAUGAAAAUUCUUUAUUUGAUAUCCUCACAGAAAUAAAAAUAACAACAUAUAUAUACUAUUAUGUAAACAUAUAAAUAUGUAUAAACACAACAAUGAGCUAGAGAAAGAGGCAACAGUGGAUGGCCUUAUCGCUGAAAAUCUUUCAGGCAACCUUAGGACGAAGUUUGGUCGAGGUGUAAUAAUAAACAAUAUAGUGAGAAGUGAUGUUAAUAAAUAUACAUAUAAAUUACAUAUUUCGAAUACACAUAUGUAACUAUAAAGUACAUAUAUAUGUAUGUACAUACAUACAUACAAUAAUAAUGUAUAUGUAUAUCAUAUAUACAUGAAAAUCACUACAGACAUCGUUAACAAGUGAUGCCCGUAAUUACCAUUUUUAAAGACUACAAUGUUAUGUCUAUAGUCUAUACACAGCUUAUAAAGGAAGCUGCUUAGAUAAUUAGAUAAGAAAGAGGUCGCAGACGAAUUUGGAAGUCUCCCUCUAGAAGAAUAUGAAGGCUAAGAAGAAUACGACUGUAAUUUAACGACCUAUGUUUUUUCUCUCUCUUCGAGUUGAUUGUGUUAAGUGUGUAAUGCUGUGUUCGAAACAGCUGUCAGUAAUUAAAUGACGCCAUUUUGUUUUCUUUACGGAUUUGGAAACAAAUGACGAAGUAUUGAAUUUUUGAAAUAUUUACAUAUAUUUGAUGAUUGAAUUAUUAAAGUUCCAAUCGGGAAUAGGGGGUGUUCCAUUUGGGGUUGUUCAAGUAUUACGUAAGCAGAUUUAUUACAAUUAUUCACACCCCAUCCAAGGGGGAUGGAGGUCAGCAAAAGUAAGCAAGUCUUUU
This is a messenger RNA of Achroia grisella, 11447 nucleotides long. Its product is annotated as intermembrane lipid transfer protein VPS13A-like. The record is from RefSeq and is a predicted model, not a curated record. Gene Ontology annotation, biological process: protein targeting to vacuole; protein retention in Golgi apparatus. Gene Ontology annotation, cellular component: extrinsic component of membrane. The transcript has 52 exons. NCBI's taxonomy places the organism in Eukaryota, Metazoa, Arthropoda, Insecta, Lepidoptera, Pyralidae. Bases 1 to 10500 code for a protein of 3499 amino acids.